Spodoptera litura is the source of this 4045-nucleotide messenger RNA. RefSeq lists its product as uncharacterized. Lineage: Eukaryota; Metazoa; Arthropoda; Insecta; Lepidoptera; Noctuidae. The record is from RefSeq and is a predicted model, not a curated record.
AAUUGAUUCUUAACAGGGUAAAAUGAUUCUAAUCACUAUUUGCAAUAGGUAUUUUUUUUACAAAGUUCUCUUGGCAUGAAUGAAGGAAUAGCGAAUUUAGAUAUCUUUUUUCAAUAUUCUUGGUCCUAAGAAAAAGUAUCCAUCAACGGUGGCAUUUAUCAACUUGGUUUGCGACAUGUUUAUUUUUUAUCAAUAGGUACACAAACUGAAACGUUCAUUACAGUCAACAGAUGAUUCAAUCGCACUGUCUAUAUAGGUACCUAGGAAUCACAGAACAUGUCUAAAAGUAUAUCAAGGUCAAAUAAGAGGAAAGAGUAUUUAUUUUUGCUCAGUUUAAACGGCAAUACAGCUCUAGUGGUGUGUGUUAUCAGAACAAAACACUAAUGUUUUCUAUAAAUUCAAAAUCAUCAGGAUAAUUUAAUAAUAAUUGAAGAUGGCUGAAUAUACACCAGUAAAGUUGUUGGGAGACACUCUAGGCCAACGGCACCGACACCUCAACUCGUUGGUGCGCGCGGCUGGAGAGAGUGGAACCACGGUCCAAGAUGUGGAAGCAGAACCCGAGCAGUCUGCAGUCGACCGACUAUUCAAGAUAGACCUGGCCGUGUCACUCAGAGACGCAGACUACAUCCUACGGAACCUGAAACACGAUGACAUGCUAUUUGUGAGCAGAGCUCUAAAGGCCCGGUGGCUGCUAGACCGCCAUGACAUCAUUAACCCAAAAUAUUUGGAAAACACUCUCUUCCCUGAAAUGAUUUUCCCAGCAGUCUCCAAGAUGAAGCACUGGCUGUACAUCAACCUGCGAGAUCCCGCCAAGUGCCAGGAGUUCUAUGAGUACUACAAACAGAACUCGUUUGAGUUCGCCAUAAAGUUCCUCAGCCACUGCAGUAAUCAUUUCAUACUGGAAGAGGUGCCUAAGAUAUUGACCAAACUGUCGCCUCACUAUUUAAAAGUUUUAUGUGAGAAAUGCCCCACAGUCGCCAAAAUAUAUUAUGAUUCGUUAGCGACACAAGACGACGUAAAGAAUCGCUAUCUCAAACAAGAACAGUCAUACUACAACAGUAUCAAAUGCGUAUUGAAAUCGGAUGCUGAUGUGUUUCUCGACGUCACGGAGAACUAUUUCAAUCUUGAUAAGUUUAGCAGAUUCAGUCCACUGGCGACUGAUUAUAUUAUGCGGUACCACAGGUCUAGAGUCAUAAGUAAGCUGGGGCUGUACGUGGCCCACGUAUUGCACAUCCCGACAUUGGCUGCAAAACUCAGUGUAGACGAGUGCCAGGAUGUUGUGUUGCAGCUAGCACGAGCUAGCUAUUUGCAGUAUUGGUUCCAGUACAAAGCAGUAGAACCGUUAAUCAAGCGUCUACAUCCUCAAAAGAGAGCGGCAUUCAAGAAAAGAAUAUUUGUUUUAAAGGAUAUUGGAGAAUGCAUACAGGAAUGGCCGUACCCAACACCAAAGUCACCUCCGCAAUCAGAUACUUCAUCUCACAUAUUUGAUGACAUAAAUUAUACACCUUUCACACCUACUCAGUUUCAAUUUAAACGUAUGAUAAAAAAGAGAAAGUGUGGACGAUAUAUGGCAUGUGACAUUAUCACUGUCGAAAAUAACAUGAAAACAGACUUACAGCGAUUGUUUGAAGAGUUUCGUUUCAUUGGUUUCGACAGGGCUCUGCACGAUUUAGGACAACGGUUAAGAUCUACUGGUUCUGCUGAUAGGCGACGUGAUAUCUUCCUUGUUUUAAUAAGCAAAACCGGUGGACGCAAUGACGCGGUAUCAGCUCUAUUACAACUAGCUGCGCGGCACAGCAACGAACCGGUUCAUAUUCGUGCUGCCGUUGUGCGCAGUCUUGUAAAACGAGCUGCUGUGUGGCGCCUACCUGCAGAUGUUUGGCAAAACUUGUUAAAUUUCGGACGCGGGCUAGGGCUCGACGGAACUCCCUCUGAAGCAGCAUGUUACGAGGGUCUGCAUGCAGUUAUAAUUCGUCAGUUAUUAGCAGGCGAGUGCGAACCAAAGAUCAUAAAUGCUUUUCUUAACAAUUUUUCCUCAUUAAAAGAGUAUUCUUUAAAAGUGGACGAAAGACUGCGUAUUGCAGUGGGUCUCCAAAACUUGUUGGUAGCGGCUGCAGCAGGCAUGGAGCCAGCUAGAGCGGUGGAUCGUCUCAAUCAGCUGCUUGAUGUUAUAGAAGUUUAUGGCAUUCAAAUUCAGACUGUAUAUCCUGUUAUUGAAAUAAUUAAAAGCUUAGCAUUAAGUGACGAAAAUGUUGUACGUCCAUUGAUAGAGCGUCUGUAUAAAGCAAAAAUUGGACGACAAGAACUGCUUCGCGAAAAUUUAAAGUUACGUUGCGAUGAGGCGGCCUUAUUGAACGCGCUUCGUCAUGACCUUUCAGCCCUUGAAACUGAGCAAAUUGUAAAUAUAAUAGCCAGAGGAGGAAAAAAAUUCGACAGAUUCAUUUCGAAACUAGUAAUAUAUUUUACACAAAAUGAACAACUUCCAGUAUACUUCAGAACCACAUUACGAGAGAUGAUCGCCUCAGAGGACAACGAGAAAGGUAAUAUAAUAAAACAAGUGCGAUCCCUGGUUUGUCUAUCGUACCAAGAUUUCGAAAAAAAUUUUUCUGAGGUGGAUGCAAUUGAGAAAAAGAAUGACACUUUACGAGCAGCGCUAAGGGCUUGCGCACAUCGCGCCCGGCCUGUCGUCAAUUUAGCAAAAUGGGGGUGGAGUAGAGCUGGCGCGAAGGCAGUGGCAACGCGAGCGAUGCGCUGUCGUGAAAUAGAAAAAGCUGAGUUUAUCCACACAUUAGCAACAGAUCGGCGCACAGUUCGGGUGGCCCUAGCACUCAAUUUGCGCUCUGAAGGAGAACCAGUGCUAGACACCUUCACAUCAGCAGCGAAAUUGCGGCCUGUUGCAGCACUGCGCGUAGCGUUGCGUUAUUUCCGACAUUAUGACACCAAAGUUGAUGUCGGUGUAUGGAAAAUAAUAAAACCUCUUCUUUCCAAUGUCGACCUAUCAUCCAAAGAAAGACUUCGAAAUUCAUUAAAAAAAAUCCAAUGGAUUCCAUCUGCAAUCAAACCUGAUUAUUGUUCAACUUUAUAUUUUGUAUUGGAAAAAAUUUUAGACGGAGGUUCUGAAGUCCUCUUACGUGAAAUAUGUAUACUUCUUCCUGAAGUAGAAGUUGAUACAAUUGAAACUAUUUUAACUUGGUUGUUUGAGAAGAUAGGAGAAGAUGUAGUACCGCUUCCAUAUCCUGCAAUGAUGGUGAGGUACCUUAUGUUGUCUACAAAUGACGAAGAUUUAGAGAGGAGAUUUACUAAAAUUGGGGAUCGGUUUUUGGAAUGCUUAAGUAGUCUGCGUUGUGACAAGGCCUCAGUCUUCAAAAAAAGACUGCAUCAAACUAUUAAUAGUUUAAAAUAUAAUGCAGCGUUUCUGGACAAUAAAUAUUCAUUGUGUUUGUCAGUUAUUGAGAAGAUAUUAACCUGGCUUCAGACUUUGCUGCCAAAAGAAGAAAAUUUUCCGAAAUAUGUGCAGAUACAUCUGACUAUGUUAUACUUCAGAGCAGUUAGGCAGAGCAUGAAACAGAUGCCAGAAGUGUUCGCUGACCCGAAGAGGAAGAGGACGGAAGGCGUGGAGGCUGUGGGCUUUGUGUUCGGGAGGUACAUAGCGAAGGAGGUUGCUGAACUGGUCACUACGUACUUCGACUCUAUAAUAGAACUUUACACAGGGGCUCUUGUGGAUUACUUAGGAGAUUUUGCUGAUGGCAGUUCCAGAGGCAAGUUCAUAGAGUCACUAUUGAAAGGAAUGUUGGCAGGUGCAGAAGGUACUGAGCGGCGUAUGGCAGUGUAUGUGUUGAAAGACCGCUCUUAUGACGUGAAAAAUGAAGCUAGAAAAGAGUUAGAACGUCUAUUGAUUCAGGAUAAAUUCACUGAGGUUUUUGUGCAUGCAGAAUUGCUUAAUUAAUAAAACAUUAAAGUCGAUUAAUUGGCAGAGUAUACUCAGGAAUUAGCAUUUGUUUUACAAAAUUUUAAGUUUAACAAGAUAAUGUUGUUUCUUUUGUUG